Molecule: messenger RNA, 8206 nt
Organism: Labrus mixtus (cuckoo wrasse)
Lineage: Eukaryota; Metazoa; Chordata; Actinopteri; Labriformes; Labridae
Gene: slit1a
Product: slit homolog 1a (Drosophila)
Exons: 37
Coding region: 449-5101 (1550 amino acids)
Biological process (GO): axon guidance; negative chemotaxis
Molecular function (GO): Roundabout binding; heparin binding; calcium ion binding
Source: RefSeq, a predicted model, not a curated record
GAGCGAGAAAGAGACUGGCUUUUUUUUUUUCUCUUUCUGCUCUUUCCCUGUUCCCUCUCUCUUCAGGCAGGCAGAGCAGAGUGGGACUGACUGAGAGGAGGACAGACGUGUGCACACCAGAGCUCUGCAACUCCACAAAGACAAGAGAGGGAGGAGGAAGAGUUUGCAAGGAGAAAAUAAGAGAAAGAAAGCAGCUUUUUUUUCCAAUUUUUAACAUCAGCAAACUGUGGUGGAUAUCAUACCUACAUCAAAAGAAAUCUAAAAGAACAAAAAGGAUUUGCUUUCUUCACAGCUUAAAGGAAAAUAUUAGCAUUUGUUAGAGUUUUCUAUUUAUAUUCACCACAAACAAUUAUUGGAAAGGACUUGCGAGGUGUGGGAGGACUUUUUUUUUUUUUUGCAGAGAGACAAAGAAGUGGUUUUGCAGGAGAAGAGGAAGGCUGCAGAGGAGAUGAACAUGCCCGUCAGAGGAGUCUGUUUCGGGGCAGGCAUGGGCAGGCUGGCCGGGCAGCCGCUCUGGAUGUGGGUGGUGAUGCUCUCUGCCCUGCUCAUGGGCAAAGCCAGCGCCUGCCCUGCCCUGUGUACCUGCAGCGGCACCACAGUGGACUGCCAUGGACUGGGACUCAAAACCAUGCCAAGGAAUAUCCCCCGCAACACUGAAAGACUGGAGCUGAAUGGGAAUAACCUCACACGCAUCACCAAGAGUGACUUCGCUGGACUCAAGUUCAUCCGAGUUCUGCAGCUGAUGGAGAAUCAGAUCACUGUGAUCGAGCGAGGAGCUUUUGAUGACAUGAAGGAGCUGGAGAGGCUGCGGCUGAACCGUAAUCAACUGCAGCAGCUUCCUGAGUUGCUGUUUCAGAAGAACCCUGGCCUGUCUCGACUAGAUCUGAGUGAGAACUCCAUCCAGUCCAUCCCCAGAAAAGCAUUCAGAGGAGCGACAGACAUUAAAAACCUGCAGCUAGAUAAAAACCACAUCAGCUGUAUCGAGGAUGGAGCAUUCAGAGCUUUGAGAGGCUUGGAAGUGCUAACAUUAAACAACAACAACAUCAGCAGCAUCCCCGUCUCUAGCUUCAAUCACAUGCCCAAACUUCGAACCUUCCGUCUCCACUCCAACAAUCUGAACUGUGACUGUCACCUUGCCUGGUUGGCACAGUGGCUCAGACAGAGGCCCACAAUCGGUCUAUUUACCCAGUGCACUUCCCCUACUGAGCUCAGAGGACUCAACGUGGCAGAGGUGCAGAAACACGAAUUCAGCUGCUCAGGUCACCAGGACUCGUCCAACUUGCAGCCGUGCAGCAUCGGAGGAGGCUCCUGCCCGGCCAUGUGCACCUGCAGUAACAACAUCGUGGACUGUAGAGGGAAAGGUCUCACUGCCAUCCCAGCCAACCUGCCAGACACCAUGGCUGAAGUACGUCUGGAGCAAAAUGGGAUUAAGUCCGUUCCUCCUGGAGCCUUCUCUCCCUACAAGAAGCUGCGUAGGAUAGACCUGAGCAACAACCAGAUCUCAGAGAUUGCUCCCGAUGCCUUCCAGGGUCUGCGCUCCCUCAACUCUCUCGUUCUGUAUGGAAAUAAGAUCACCGACCUGCCCAAGGGGGUGUUUGACGGCCUCUACGCCCUGCAACUGCUGUUGCUGAAUGCCAACAAGAUUCACUGCGUUCGCGCCAACGCCUUCCAGGACCUGCAGAACCUCUCCCUGCUGUCGCUCUACGACAACAAGAUCCAAACCCUCGCCAAGGGCACCUUCACUUCACUACGAGCAAUACAGACCCUUCACCUUGCCCAGAACCCAUUCAUCUGUGACUGUAAUCUGAAGUGGCUGGCUGACUACCUGCGCUCCAACCCCAUUGAGACCAGCGGUGCUCGCUGUGCCAGCCCACGCCGACUUGCAAACAAACGUAUUGGACAGAUCAAGAGCAAGAAGUUCCGCUGCUCCGCCAAAGAGCAGUACUUCAUCCCAGGUACAGAGGACACACGCCUGAAUAACGCCUGUAACAGUGAUCCAGUGUGUCCUCCAAAGUGUCGCUGUGAGUCCAAUGUGGUCGACUGCUCCAACCUGAAGCUCACAAAGAUCCCCGAACACAUCCCUGCAUCCACCGCUGAACUCCGCCUGAACAACAAUGACAUCACCUCUCUGGAGGCUACAGGAAUCUUUAAGAAUCUCUCCCAGUUGAAGAAAAUUAACCUCAGCAACAACAAGAUCACAGAGGUUGAAGAUGGGGCAUUCGAAGGUGCCUCAUCCGUCAAUGAGCUCCACCUCACGGCCAAUCAGAUCGAUUCGGUCCGAAGCGGGAUGUUCCGCGGCCUUGAGGGACUGCGCAUGCUGAUGCUGAGGAACAACAAGAUCAGCUGCGUCCACAACGACAGUUUCACAGGGCUGCACAACGUCCGUCUGCUGUCUCUGUACGACAACCAGCUGACCACCAUCACUCCUGGAGCCUUCGACACGCUGCAGACUCUCUCCACCCUCAACCUUUUGGCCAACUCCUUUAACUGUGACUGUCGGCUGGCCUGGCUCGGCGAUUGGCUGAGGAGCAAGAAGAUAGUGACAGGUAACCCCCGCUGCCAGCGUCCGGGCUUUCUGAAGGAGAUCCCCCUGCAGGAUGUGGCACUGCCGGACUUCCGCUGUGAGGAAGGCCAAGAGGAGUCAAGCUGCGUGCCCCGACCCCAGUGUCCCAGUGAAUGCACUUGCUUGGAGACUGUGGUGCGCUGCAGUAACAAGCAUCUCCACUCUCUACCCAAAGGCAUCCCCAGAAACGUGACUGAACUGUAUCUGGAUGGAAACCAGUUCAGUGUGGUGCCAAAGGAACUGUCUCCCUUCAAAUACCUGCAGCUGGUAGACCUGAGCAACAACAAGAUCAGCUCUCUGACCAACUCGUCUUUCUCUAACAUGAGCCAACUCACCACUCUAAUCCUGAGCUACAAUUCCCUGCGCUGUAUCCCAAAAAUGGCCUUCGGUGGACUGCACUCUCUCCGACUGCUGUCUCUCCAUGGCAACGAAAUCUCUGAGCUUCCUGAUGGCAUCUUUAAUGAUGUGGCCUCACUUUCCCACUUGGCGAUUGGUGCCAACCCCUUGUACUGUGACUGUCGCCUGCGCUGGCUCUCUGACUGGGUAAAGACCGGCUACAAAGAGCCAGGCAUCGCCCGCUGUGCCGGCCCACACGACCUGGAGGGGAAACUGCUGCUCACCACACCUGCAAAGAAGUUUGAAUGCACAGGCGAUGUGGACAAUGCAGUGCUGGCCAAGUGUAACCCGUGUCUGUCCAGUCCCUGUCAGAACCACGGCAUCUGUCACAGCGACCCGUCUGAGAUCUACAGGUGCAGCUGCCCUCCAGGGUUCAAGGGCAAGAACUGUGAGACAGCUCUGAAUGCCUGCGUGUGUAACCCGUGUGCCAACGGAGGAACCUGCCAGGUCAAUGAGGAGGAUGAAGGAAUAUUCAGUUGCACAUGUCCGCUGGGCUUUGAGGGCCCCUCGUGCCAAAUCAACAUUGACGACUGUGAAGACAACGACUGCGAGAACGGUGCGACCUGCAUCGAUGGAAUCAACAACUACACUUGUUUUUGUCCCCCCUACUACACAGGGGAGAUGUGCGAAGAACUGGAGGAUGUGUGCGCCCCAGGACGGAGCCCCUGCAAACAUCAGUCUACCUGCCUCAUCACCUCCACUGGACCCAAGUGUGUGUGCUCUCCUGGUUAUGUUGGUGAUGACUGCAGUUUAGACUACAAUGACUGUGAGGAGCAUCGCUGUCAGAAUGGAGCUCAGUGUUUGGAUGAGCUGAAUGGAUACUCCUGUAACUGUCCUGAAGGAUACAGCGGCCAGCUUUGCGAGGUUCCCCAAUCUGCGCUGUCCCUGUGCGAGCUCGCCGACUGCCAGAACAACGCCCCCUGUGUGGAGCGAGGUGGACGGGCUCUCUGCCAGUGUCCCCCAGAGUUCGGGGGGCCACGCUGCGAGAAACUUGUCAGCGUCAACUUUGUGGACAGAGACUCCUACCUGCUGCUCUCUGACCUCAAGAACUGGCCUCAAGCUAACAUCACUCUUCAGGUGUCGACAGCUGAGGAUAAUGGUAUCCUACUGUACAAUGGAGACAAUGAUCAUAUUGCAGUGGAGCUCUUCCAAGGUCAUGUCAAGGUCAGCUAUGACCCCGGUAGCCAGCCAGGACACGCCAUCUACAGCACUGAGACGAUCAACGAUGGUCAGUUCCACACAGUGGAGCUGGUGACGUUUGACCAGAUGGUGAACCUGUCCAUAGACGGGGGUCUCCCUACCACAAUGGACAGCUUUGGAGCAGUGCAGCCCCUCAACGGGGAGGCUCCACUUUAUGUGGGGGGUAGGGGCCCUCUCCAGAACACACCUCCCUCCUCUGCAGGUAUGCCGGUGGACGUGCACUCGGGUGCUUUCCGUCUCUGGCAGAUCCAGAACGGUUCCAGUUUUCACGGAUGUAUCCAGAACCUGUACAUCAACAACGAGCUCCAGGACUUCACCAAGACCCAGAUGAAGCCCGGCGUGGUGCCGGGCUGCGAGCCCUGCAAGAAGAUCUACUGUGUUCAUGGCAUCUGCCAGCCUGAUGGGGCCCAAGGACCUGUGUGCCACUGCCAGCCAGGCUGGAGUGGGCCGCACUGCGACCAACCUGCUACCAACCCCUGCCAGGGCAGCAAGUGUGUUCAUGGAAAGUGCAUCCCGCUGGACCCUCAGUCUUACCGCUGUGAGUGUGUGGAGGGUUACCGCGGCGCCCUGUGUAAUCAACAGGGGGAGCUGUUCAACCCCUGUCAUCGCCUUAACUGCAAACACGGCCGCUGCCAGAUCUCAGAAACAGGAGACGCCUUCUGUCACUGCGAAAGCGGCUACACUGGGGAGCUUUGUGAUGCAGAGUCUGAGUGUCGAGGGGAGCCAGUGCGAAAUUUCUACCAGGUACAGAGAGGCUACGCCAUCUGCCAGACAACACGCAUGGUCUCCUGGGUGGAGUGCAACGGAGUUUGUGAAUCGGGGGCAUGCUGCGCCAGCCAGCGGAUGAAACGCCGGAAAUACACCUUUGAAUGCAGCGAUGGCACCUCCUUCAGCGAGGAAGUGGAAAAGACCAUCAAGUGCGGCUGCGUGGGCUGCAUGUAGCACCAUUCACUCCCAUUCCCUGUUGCUGCUGCCGAGCAGAAGAUAGAAAGAAAGGAAGAAAGAGGACUGGAGGAAAGUGAGGGAGGGAAAGAUUGAAAGAAAGAGAGUAUAAAGAAUAUAUAUAAAACAUCUAUCUAUAUAUUAAGGACAACAAUGUUUGUAAAAUAGGACAUUUCCUCCCCUUCCAAGGGUGUGUGACCUACAGUAACACAGAGAAACCAACAUCAUGCGCAACAAUGUAGAAGUGACAACAACGGCAACACAACCAUUGUAUCUGCAACAUUGUUCCAAGGGGUCCAGAGAUUUUAAAGGUGUUGCAUUCAGAGUGAGGCAUCCCUCCAAACCCAAAUUACCCAGUGUGAAUUCCCCAUCCAUCUACAAGGCCUCUGACAGCCAAACCACCAUCUACCAUCUUUACUUUGUGGAGGCAGGGAGGACAGCGGGGUCGUGCCUGGCUAAGAGCGGCAGAAGAGAGGCGGAGAAAGACGAAAUGAGAAGAACAGAGGGGGAAAAGAGGAGAGCUGGACCGUUUGACUUGGCAAAGCUAUCUUGAGUUGAGCUUGGCUGGGUUACCUGGACUGGGCUCGAUGUCGUUUGGGUUGAGUUUAAGUUGGUGUAGCAAUUUUUUCUGCCAGGAUAAAGUCAUCCAUCCACACAUGCACAUGUAGAAGUGAACAAAGAAAAGGUAGGGUGAGAGUGGCACAUAAUGCAGUGCGGGUGUUCAGGCCAGGUGGUCUGGUGUCACAGCUUUGUGCUGUGAGGUAACAUAGAAACUCCAUAAAAAUAGAGACUGCACUGACUGGCAGCACUGAAAAGGACAGUCAUACACCUGAUCACACAUGCAUGGUAUACAUACAUUUACAGCAAACCAACAUGGUGUUUGAGGUGUCCAGCGGUUAUCAAUCUCCCAGCAUCCAUUGCCUCAGGGUUAGGAUCAUUUGGAUAAUCCCGCCCCCUUUGAGCAGGUGGCCGUUCAGCCCUGCUCCUCUUGAUGCCUGCAGUAUUAAACUUGUGCAAACUGUUGCAUGUGUGGAGAAGAGUUUGCCAACAAAUAUGUCGUGCUUCUUAAUAUCAUUAUAAAUGUUCUUACGAAACAAAAGGUUGCAGAAUCAUCCUCUGAUUUGUGUUUCGUUUCGUCUCAUUUCUCAUAUUGGUUUCUUUUUCCUUUUUUGUUAUAUUUUGUCAUAUUUUGUCUCAUGGUGUAACCUAACUCCUUUAGCCGCCCCCAACCCUUUAUAUAGAAAUGCCUAACAGAUUCUAAUAUAUAUAUAUUUGUAUUUCAUUUUGGUAUAGUAUUUUUCUAUGUUAAAGAGUAAGUCUGUUUUCAGAAGCUUUGGGACUGGUGGAAAGGCAUUCAGUUGGUUCCUUAGGUGUUUUUAUUUGUUGAUCUCUUUCACGCCAACAAGGUGAUUCAUGACAGAAAAAGGCCAAAAGUACAGCAGCUGGUUGGCCUUGUUGUAUAGAAGGCAGUAUUGGUCUAGAAUGAUGUUUAAUAUUGUAUAUGUUGUCUUCCAUGUGUAUAUUACAUCUAAUUCAUGAGAGUCUGUGCUUGUUUUUAUUUAUUUUAUCUUAAGGCGUUUUCCUGUAGAAAGUGAAAGGCUCAAACGUUGCUGACUUUCAACUAUUUACAAAAAUUUCAAAAAGAUGAAAAAAGCUCAAAUAAAGAAUAAAAAAAAAAAAAGCAUAAAAAUCUGUAAGGUAUUUGUACCAUCACGUAAUAGCGAGUUACUACAGUGUUUUCCUCUCUGGCUAAGACAUUCCUCAUUCACUGCGGGGGCUGGAGAGGUCUGAGCGGGGACUAAAGGACACCCCCCCCCCCCUCCCCCUCCCCCCCAAAUGUACCUUGUAAUUACCAUACCACACUUAAAGGCUUCAGAUUGUUUUCAUAUUUGCUUCGUUGAAGUGCUGGGAUUUAUCUCCAUGAUUAUCGUUUGAAAGACGUUUGCCACAGAGAGGAGGUGUUUUGUUUUUUUUUAUUUGUAUUUUUUUGUUCGCAAGAGUUAAAAUAGUCAAGCUCAACUGAUCAUAAGCUGCUGUCAAGCCAGAAGAAAAAAGGAUGAAGUUGCUUCCUUGGACAAUUUUCAUUUAAAAGUACAUCAUCCUACAUCUGUUUGAAUAGGCAUGACGCAUUACAUGCCAACUAGUGACAGAUUAUAUACGAGAACGGUCUGGACAUUUCCAUGUGUGUCAGUUUUGAAUGGCUAUCCACACACACACACACAAACACAAAAAAAACGAAGAAAUGGUGCCAAUUACAGUGAACACAAUAGUCAUACCUGAAUGUAUAAAUGUGUAUAGAUAAAUAUGACCUAUGCUUAUUCAUGAAGUGGUAACUUUUAGCUGUUAUUUAGUUUCCAAUGUAAGAUAUAGAAAUCACAUACUGUUCAUUAAGUGACAGUCCAUCAGGAUGGCUCUCGGCAUUGUUUCUCUGCAGACUGGGAUUGUGUUAAUCCAUUUUGCUGAUCUAAAUGUUGAAAAGUCUCUUUAUAGUGUGAAAGGCUGCAGACCCAGAUCUCAGCUCAGUACAAUGCACACAACGCUCCUCAUCAUAUUGCUACCCAUGUUGACCUUGUUUCCCAUGCUGUUGAUGUGAUCCAGUGGUGUACAAUAGCAUUAAAAGAAGAUCUCAUUAAGGAUACUGAUGAACAGUCACUGUAAUUCUUAGGCUUUGUGCCUCAUAAAGGUGCAGAUUUAGUCGGAUGUGGCUUUCUUUUCAUGUCUCCUUUCCUUCCUCUGCACUGAUCUGUACUGGACUGGUGCAUUCAACUUCCUGGUAGACAUCUUAGUGGUGCUUGUGCUAUAUUGAGAUGUAAUUCAGUUGUCUGGUCACAUGACUAGAGACACAGAUUUUUCAUCCUAUGAACUAUAUACAUAAAUAUGUUAUUGUAAGCAACACAAUGUCUCUGUUGUAUUGAACUGGUGCAAAAACUUAAGAAAUAUCCCUGGUUGGGUUCUGUCUGUUUGUUUUUUUGUUACAGGAUUGAUGGUGGGAUUAAAACUGAAAACUCCCAAUAAUGCUGAAUGUAUGUAGUGCCACCGACAAAAUGUUUACCAAACCUCCACUCUUUUUCAUUAAUUAAACUUAAAUGUGUGUGCUUUUAAGAA